Messenger RNA from Stomoxys calcitrans (stable fly), 1858 nucleotides. Its product is annotated as cytochrome P450 CYP12A2. Gene Ontology annotation, molecular function: oxidoreductase activity, acting on paired donors, with incorporation or reduction of molecular oxygen; monooxygenase activity; iron ion binding. The record is from RefSeq and is a predicted model, not a curated record. NCBI's taxonomy places the organism in Eukaryota, Metazoa, Arthropoda, Insecta, Diptera, Muscidae. The coding region runs from base 89 to 1750 and encodes 553 amino acids. The transcript is spliced from 6 exons.
UGCUCGCAGUAAAAAAGUUCAAAAACUUUGCAUUUCCGUCAGUCUUUUGUUGCUUAUCGAAGAGUAGGGAAUAUUAGUUGACGGCAAAAUGUUUAAUACACAAAUACGCCAUGUCAUGGUGAAUGGAGUAAAUUUGCCAAAUCGCUUCGAUCUCAAACAUUUACCAGUGUUUCUAGUUAAAGCCCAACAACAACUACAGCAGAGCUCUUGCCGAUCUUCUGCCAAUAAUGCGACUGUCACAGCCAAAGUUGAGUGGGAAGAAGCCAAGCCCUAUGAAGAAAUUCCCACAAUGGGCAUAUUCAGGAUUCUAAAAAAUUUCAUGCCCGGUGGAAAAUAUGCCAAAUUGGACUCUUCGGAAAUUAUGUUGGCCUUCAAGGAGGAUAUGGGCCCCAUUGCUCGCCUGAGGGGGGUAUUUGGCAGACCUGAUUUUGUGAUGACCCAUAAUCCACAUGAUUUUGAAAUAGCUUUGCGCAAUGAGGGCAUUUGGCCUAACAGACCCGGCAUGGAAUCAAUGGUCUAUCAUCGCAAUCAUGUAAGGCCGGAAAUAUUUCAGGGCAUUGAGGGUUUAUUGGGAGCGCAAGGUGAGAAAUGGGGCACCUUUAGAUCUGCUGUCAAUCCUGUCCUAAUGCAACCCAAGAAAAUUCGUUUGUAUUUUCAAAAGAUGGCACAAAUCAAUAUGGAGUUUAUAGAAAGAAUUCGUCAAAUACGUGAUCCCCAAACCCUAGAAGUCCCCCACACCUUCGAAGAGGAAAUCAAUCGCUGGACCUUGGAAUCCGUAUCCGUGGUGGCAUUGGACAAACAAUUGGGUUUGAUUACCAAAAAUCGUGAUAAUCCCAUGGCCAAGCAACUAUUUAAAGCUUUGACCGAUUUCUUUACCUAUUCCAUGGAUGUUGAAUUUAAGCCAUCCAUUUGGAAGUACUAUCAAACACCCACUUUUAAGAAACUCUUGGCAUCAUUGGACACUAUAACUGAUAUAACGAAGACAUUUAUUGACGAGGCCACUGCUCGCAUUGAAGAGGAGAGUAAAAAUGGAGCUCCAGAAAAACCAGAAAGUGAGAAAAGUGUUUUGGAGAAAUUAAUCAAAAUUGAUAAGAAAAUCGCCAUGGUUAUGGCUAUGGAUAUGUUAAUGGCUGGUGUUGAUACGACUUCUUCAACAUUCACCGGUCUCCUCUUGUGUUUGGCUAAAAAUCCCGAAAAACAAGCCAAGCUACGUGAAGAAAUCAUGCAGCUGCUGCCACAAAAAGAUUCAGUAUUUAGCGAAGCUAGCUUCCAAAAUAUGCCCUAUCUUCGAGCCUGCAUCAAAGAAUCCCUACGCAUAUAUCCCUUGGUAGUGGGCAAUGCACGUGCCCAAGCUAGCGAUGUGGUAUUGAGCGGUUAUCGAGUGCCCAAGGGAACCCUUGUCUCUAUGCCCUCAGUUUCAUUGCUGCGAGAUAACACACAUUAUCCACGAGCUAAUGAAUAUCUACCUGAACGUUGGCUCAGAGCCACAAAAGAAGCUGCUCAAGGUCCAAGUGGUUGUCCCAAUGAGCUGAAAGCAAGCAGUCAUUUUACUUAUUUACCCUUUGGAUUUGGUGCACGUAGCUGUAUUGGUCGUCGUAUUGCUGAAAUGGAAUUGGAAUUGGGUAUAGCUCGUAUUGUGCGUAAUUUCUAUGUGGAAUUCAAUUAUCCCACGGAGAAUGCCUUCAAAAGUGUUUUGAUCAAUGUACCAAAUAUUCCGUUGAAGUUCAAAUUUAGCGAUGUGGAGAAUUGAAAUUUAUAAAUUUAUAUGUAUAUAUAUGAAUAUAUAUUUACAUAUGUAAUAGCGAAGAAGUAUUUUAAAGAAAUAAAACUAUAAUAAUGUUUUUGAAAAUGUAUAUAU